AUGACCGUCCAGGCGAGGAGGUCCUCCGCGGCCUACACGAAACCGUCGCCCUAUUCUUCCCGUAUACCAGACAGCGACGUCGAGAAAAACUCUCACGCCCGUUCCCCCUACCAUCGCAGUCUAAGUGACCGCAGCGAUCGCAGCGAUGACUUCGAUAGUGGCCCUGGUCACUCCUCCUCUCAUACCCACCCGUUCGUGGCGGUAGUCGACGAGGCACUGGAUCCGCGGUGGGCUUUCGCGUCCCACAGCGCGUUAUGCGAUACCUCUGCUUCGGCCUAUUCUUUUUCGCUAAUAAUCUUCAUUUUGGUCCUCUUCCGCUUCACAAUCUCUUCUUCCGUCUCCAAAGUCGCCGUGGAAUUGCCCAAGGUCGGAACGCCCAAACCGCCCAUGUGGGAGAGCUUCCCAUUCCUCAGUCGGUACGAAGGCGGCUUGACGAAUCUCGUGUCUCGCGCUGACAACGUCCCUGAAUACCCUGGAAAUGGUGCGCCUGCAUUGGCUGCGUCUGGGGAGGAGAGCAACCAGGAGGCUAGUAAAUUGGCGUCUAGAGACCUGAAGCCGUCGUUGCUGAGCUCGGCGUUCAACCCCUACCCAGACUAUUCCUCGCAGGAGUAUAUUGAAAAAUAUGGGGAGAAACAUGAGUGUUUCUUGGAUAAGGAGGGCCUUGUUCGUAUCCCACCCGUACAGUCUUUCCCCGGUGUGCCCAAGGGGUUCCCGGACCCGGUCAUGGGCUCAAACACGAUGCUUGGUAUUCGCGACGAUAUGUGCUUUGAUCGCUUUGGCCGUCUGGGGCCAUACGGUCUCGGAUAUGGUGUCAAAAAAGGCGGCAUCGGUGCUGGGCUAGAGGGCCACCGGGACGGAGCAGACCGUAUUUGGGAAGAUGCGCCUCCGGAGCGAUGCGCUGCCGCGAACAUCCAUCGCUUCAAGGAUCUUCCUGAACCGCCGCCUCACCGGCCUUUUUCGAGACCCGUCGGAGCUCAACACAACGAGAACCCUGAGCCCAAGGGGAAGGCUGGAUUGGAGCGUCUCCCGAGGACUGCAGUGGUUAUCCGUACCUGGCAUGAUUUCCAUUAUACCCCUGAAGAUAUCCUGUACAUGCGAUCUUUGAUUUCUGAACUCUCGUUAGCGUCAGGUGGUGAAUACACCGUCCAUUUCCUUGUCCAUGUGAAGGACAACGAAAUCCCGAUUUGGUCAGACAACGAAACCUAUCAACGAGUGCUGAAUGACGCUCUGCCAGAAGAGUUCCGUGGGAUGGGAACAUUAUGGUCAGAGGCGCAGAUGGAGUUGAUGUACCGAGCCCUCGAGGAAACCUUCAUGCGUGGGCUGCCAAUCCAUGGUGUCUAUCGUAGCACAUACAUGCCGAUGCAGUACUUCGCCUACGAACAUCCGGAAUACGACUUCUUUUGGAACUGGGAGAUGGACGCCCGCUACACCGGCCACUGGUACCAUUUCUUCAGUAAGGUUGUUGACUGGGCAAAGAAGCAGCCACGUAAGGGCCUGUGGGAGCGCAAUGGCCGCUUCUAUGUUCCUUCUGUCCAUGGCUCAUGGGAAGACUUCCAGCAGAUGGUCCGCGUGCAAACGGAGAUUGGCACCAACAGCCCCAACAACAUGUGGAGUGUUGUUAAGCCUGACUCCGAUGGCGCUGUCCGCGAUGCGAAUGGAGUACACCAGCAAGGCGACAAGUUCAUCUGGGGUCCCGAAAGGCCUGACGAGCGCGACAUCUUCGAAGUCGAUGGCGAGGGCAUCCCCCCAACAACAAUCGACAAGGACCAGUACCAGUGGGGCGUCGGCGAAGAGGCAGAUCUGAUCGUGUUCAACCCGCUGUACGACCCGGAGGGCACGACCUGGCUCCUCCGAGACGACGUUACAGGCUACAACAAGGAGCAUGGUAUGCCACCUCGCCGAACCGCUAUCAUCACCGCAUCUCGCCUCUCCCGCAAACUCCUCAUCACUAUGCACCGCGAGACCUCUCUCCGACGCCACAGCAUGUUCUCCGAGAUGUGGCCCGCCUCGACCGCGCUGCACCACGGAUUCAAGGCCGUGUACGUGCCGCACGCGGUCUACAUUGACCGCCGCUGGCCCACGAAGUACCUUGAAUCCGUGUUCAACGCCGGCCGCAACGGCGCAUCCGGAGGCGCGCGAACCUCGGUCUUCGGCGACCGCGAGCACAAUUUCCGCGGCACCACCUGGUUCUAUUCGGCGGGCUUCUCGCCCAACCUCUGGCGACGCUGGCUCGGCAUGCGCGUCGAUAACGAUGGCGGCGAACAGCGGGAGCUCGCCGGCGAAGGCCGGAUGUGUCUUCCACCGAUGCUCCUGCACCCGAUCAAGGACGUGCAGAUGAUUAUCGACGACGGGGAACACGCGGAGGACCGAUGA
Messenger RNA from Penicillium chermesinum, 2373 nucleotides. RefSeq names its product DUF3405 domain-containing protein. The record is from RefSeq and is a predicted model, not a curated record. The coding region runs from base 1 to 2373 and encodes 790 amino acids. Lineage: Eukaryota; Fungi; Ascomycota; Eurotiomycetes; Eurotiales; Aspergillaceae. The transcript has 2 exons.